Molecule: messenger RNA, 5826 nt
Organism: Linum trigynum
Lineage: Eukaryota; Viridiplantae; Streptophyta; Magnoliopsida; Malpighiales; Linaceae
Source: the annotation of a GenBank genome assembly
AUGUUCCCAAAAUUUAGGGGUGUCCCGGAACACCCUUAAAGCACCAUGUAUCCGCCACCGGUGAAAGCACGUUGGAUGGUGGUUGUUAAUGUUUCAAUGUUAAUGUGCAUGGAAUAGAUUGGGAUGGAAGAGGGGAAAGAUUUUCAGUGGUUGGCUGAUAGAACGUCGAGUUAGCGACCGAGUGACUAGUGUAUCUAAAGUCUAAACUAAUUAGGGAUGGCAAUGUGUCGGGUUGGGGUUUGCCCAAACCCAUGGGUUUAUCCGUAAAAAAAAUUCGGGAUAAAAUUCACUGGGUUUGGAAAACUCAAACCCAACCCGCUGGAUAUCCGCGGGUUCGUGGGUACCCAUGAGUUUUUGUGGUAAAAAAUUUACAAUAACAAGUUCCUAUCAAAAUAAAAUUCAAACAUCAAUUUUCUCAUACAAUUAUAAAACACCACUCUAGAAAAUUCAUACAAAUCACAAUUACACUAAAUAAAAGCACACGGAAUAAGUGUAGUGAGAGUUAGAUUGAGGGAAAUUAGAAUUAUGAUAGGAUUUGGGGAGAGCAGAGCGACGAAAUAAGUGUGCGUGAGUAUCUAUGGGUCGGAUAUCUUUUAAUCCAAACCCGAUGAAUAGUAUACGGAUUUAAACUCGAACUCAACCCGAAACCCAUCAACACGAGUUGGGUCGGAUAGAAUACCCAUGAUUUUUGUUGUCUUGCUGCUGUCAACAAUGAUUCUGUUAUUCAUUCCUUGCUCGUCUUUGUCCUUGUUCCACAUUGAAGGUGAAGCAAGCAUGAGCCUUUCCAAGGGAAGUGUUUUUUCUCUUCUCAUCCCCUAUUAGUUUCGUGUCUUUUUUCUUUUCAAGUUUUUAGAUCUAUACCCUGUGGCAAAGAAGAGUUCUUUCAUCAUAAAUUCAGUUGCAUACAAACUAUCGUGAUUACACUUUAUGACUUCUGUAUGUUCGAUUUCGCAAGAAGAAGAGGAAAAACAUAAUGUUACAUGAUUUUCACCCGUAAAUCAAAAAGCUAUUAUCCAAUUCCGAGGGCUCAAACUUUAACAAUAGAGGGAUGAUUGGGAAUAAAUCCCAAAAUACACUAGUAAUUAAUUUUUUUUCCAAAAUACGUAUGAUGACUCGAUAUUUGCACAUGUUUUCCCCUUUGUUUCUUGAUCGUUUAAGCUUGUAUUAUCGCUUCUUUGGCCUAUUUUACGCUAGGUUGUGUUCAUUUGUCACAUUUCAGGUCCUAGCACAUAAAGUGAAGCGUAGGCGCAAGUUUCAAGUCAGUCGGAGAUCAAUUGGCGACUCGGGGGAAGAAACUAGGGUAUGACUUGAAGAAGAAUGGAUUUCUAACUCAGUUUGUGACCAUAGAAUCAUGUAAUAUUGUCAUGAAAAUAAAAUGGACGAGACUACGAGCGUCUGGGAUCAAACGGCACCUGAUUUGGAGUCCGAACGAGGGAGAAACAAAGAAUCAAAGAUAGGGGACCCGAACUGCGAAAUACCCGACCGAAAUACCCGACUGGGUAUUUUGGCCAUCUGAUAGGGUAUUUUUGGCAGCAUCAAAAGGUCCCCCGGUCGUGAACCAAAAAUACCCGGCCGGGUACCCAAAAUACCCGACCGGGUCGCGAACGCAGGCUGUUAAAAGUCUGUUUUGUGCGUUUUUUGAGGAGGAGAGCUGGGUUUUGGAUCCCAAACACCCAAGGGACGAACCAAAGAGAGAGAGGAAGAUUUGAGGGAAUUCUGGGAGUUGAAUUGGGGGAUUUCUUCGCCUUGGAAGCUCGAGGAACAAGCCCGGACUUUCAGACGGAUCAUCUGAAGAUUCUUACUGCAGUCUCUCUCUUCUCUAUGGAGUAACUUCCCUUCACUUAGGUUUUGAGGAACCCUAGCUAUGUUUGUUUGAUUGGAUGAUUGUAUGAGUACUCCUACUUGAUAAUCUUGAAUUCAUAUUCAAUCUAUGCUUUUUUCAUGAUUCAAUUCUACUUUAGUCGAGAUUAUUGAUUCUGCUUUGAUCCUAUGAGAGCGAAUACCUGAUUAGGUCAAUAGAGCACCAUAGAUUGAUAGUAUUGGAUCAAUUGCUUUAGUCGAGGGUCGAUUCCCUGCUUUGUAUCAAUUGAGAACCUCAUUCGAUAGAGGGAGUCUAGUUCAGAACGCCUUUAUCUGUUGUUCUAGAGAAGGAUACGUCCAUCUAGGCAAUCGACUCAAGAGGGCCUUGAUCCUUUAGUCAAGAUUCAAGGUCUAGUGAAGGUUUCUCCGCAUUGUGAAUUAAAGUGAAACAGGUUAGAAAUCAUCAAUCAUUAAUCUGGCUAGUGGCUAGGGGGAAUCAUACCUAAGUGAGUUCCCAAUCUGUAAUUAGAUUAACUAUAACUGUAGUUUGCUAGAGUCGCUUUAGUUCUUCCAUCUUAAUCUGGUUUGCUAGAUAAUGAAUUGAAGCUGAGUAAUAGUAACUCUAGAGACCCGUGGAUUCGAUAUUUAUUACUUGAGCCACUAUACUGCAGUCCCUUUCAUUGGUUACACUUGGCCAUUGUUAGGAGUUGUGUCAUAGAUUGAUAGUAUUGGAUCCUAUGAGAGCGAAUACCUUAUUAGGUCAAUAGAGCACCAUAGAUUGAUAGUAUUGGAUCGAUUGCUUUAGUCGAGGGUCGAUUCACUGCUUUGUAUCGAUUAUGAACCUCAUUCGAUAGAGAGAGUCUAGUUCAGAACGCCUUGAUCGGUUGUUCUAGAGAAGGAUACGUCCAUCUAGGCAAUCGACUCAAGAGGGCCUUGAUCCUUUAGUCGAGAUUCAAGGUCUAGUCAAGGAUUCUCCGCAUUGUGAACGAAAGUGAAACAGGUUAGAAAUCAUCAAUCAUUAAUCUGGCUAGUGGCGAGGGGGAGUCAUACCUAAGUGAGUUCCCAAUCUAUAAUUAGAUUAAAUUUAACUGUAGUUUGCUAGAGUAGUUUUAGUUCUUCCAUCUUAAUCUGGUUUGCUAGAUAAUGAACUGAAGCUGAGUAAUAGUAACUCUAGAGACCCGUGGAUUCGAUAUUUAUUACUUGAGCCACUAUACUGCAGUCCCUUUCAUUGGUUACACUUGGCCAUUGUUAGGAGUUGUGUCAUAGCGAGUCAAGUUUUUGGCGCCGUUGCCGGGGACUUUCUAGAUUAUUAGGAAAGGCAGAAGUUUGUUACUUUAGCGUUUUUCUUUUCUUUUCCACCCUUGCUUUUCACUUGGGUGUUUUUGUUUUUGUUGGUGCAGAUCUUAAGAAUGGAUCCUCAUGGCCUCUCCAACCAUUGGGGGUAUCCACCACCAUCCGAGUGGUAUUACCCUGAGACUCCUUGGAGCAAUCAAGGAGGAGAAGACUAUGGAUUCGGGUUCCAGUACCAACCCCCUUACUAAGGAGAACAAUCAGACCCCUGGGCAUAUCAAGAACAAGCUCCUUGUCAAGAAGAAUUUCUCCCACAACCAGAAGGGCCAUCGGAGCUAGAGUUAGCCAUGGCGGCCUUCACGGGCCAUUCUGCAGAGCCAUGCUACACUCCACGGCCAGAUCGAAACUAUGAAUUGAGGCUUCUCAUGGAGAAGUUUGCUCGAGACACUAAGAGAUGCUCCAAGAUGGAUCUUUGUACCCAGGCCUAUCAUGAAAAAGAGGAGAUCCUCCUGAGCAUUAAGAAGAGCCUCGAUGAUCUUGAGAAAUCUUAUGCACAACCUGCUCAAGAUCACCCUUCCGUUACUAUACUAGAAGAGGAGGAGGAAGACGAAGGCUACGAAGACAUUGUGGAGCAUACAGAAGUUGUCACGGAGAGCUCCCGUGAUGAUCAUGAUAAAAAAUGUCUUGUCUUAGCCGACCACACCUUCCCACAUCCCACACUGAGCUUUGAAGAGGCAGGCAUGAGUGAGAGAUGCAAGAUGAUCUCAUCAAAGAAAUUUCUUGGCGACUUUCCCUCCAAUCCUUGCUGGAAGAAGAAGAGCAAGAAAGGGUGCAUAAAGAAGUUGUGGAGGAUGAAGAAAGUGAAGUAGAAGGAGUUGUUGAUCUUUUCCCAGGGGUGAUACUACAUUUUGAAGAAGGAAGGAGGGGUUGAAGAAGCAAUUGGCGUCCAGGCCGAGGAUGAAGUUGAGGUGGAAGAGGCUUGCACCAGCCAUGAGUUACAUGUGAUAUCUCCACCAAACUUCGAGGAACUUCUUAUCAAGGACUCAUUUGUAGUGUCUCUUUUCCAGACCAAGGCCAUAUCGACAUAGGUCCCUCUUGGUGGACGCGAUGGUGGCCAAUCGAUGUUGUCAUAUCUAGUUUCGGGCAAUGAGACAAGAGAAGAGAAGAAGAGGUCUCGAGGGUGGAGACGUCAUCUGCAUCAAGUGCAUGAGCCUUCAUCACCUGCCACACCACAUGCUCGUGACUUGAGACUCCACCUCGUCGACGAGAACCUCAACUUCAAAGAGGUUUUGGGGUGGACCGAAACUUAGGAGCCAUCGUCCGGCUCUUGACGUGAAAGAAACGCUUGUUGGGAGGCAACCCAACCAUUCGGUUUGCAUUUCUUUCCCUAUUUCUCCUUGUCUGAGUUAGUUUUGUUCUUUGAUUUUAGAGUCAAUAACUCAACCUUUGUGAGAUUUUGUGUGGUGUUUGUGUUCCGACUACUCUCUCCUCCUGGAAUACAUCGCCUUCCCCGUUCACCAUCAUUCACACUUGAUCUGGUAACUUUGUUUUACCCUCCCUAUCUAUCCUCCAUUGAGGAAAAUGUCGUGCUUAAGUGUCGGGGGAUGUUCGAUUAUGUAUGCGUGUAAAUGUUUGGUCGUAUGUGUGUGCUUUGAGCCUAGUCCACUGUCCAAAUUUUUAAAUAUGAGGGCUCUUAUUACGUGUUCCUUGCAAUUUCCUGCUCAAUAUGCUUUGAAUUGACAGUCUCUAUAGUAAUAUGCAACCUAGGGAGGUAGUGUAGCACUAUGGAGGAUGUUGAUGCAUUUAAGAAGUUUCCUUCCUUCUUCAUAUUGUGUUGGUUGAUUGUGUGAAUUAGUGAUCCUAGGACCCUUGAAUUGUGUGGUACUGUGGACUCUCUACCUGUCAUGGACUCCUGUUUAAUGUUUUGAAGAAAAGGUGCUAAAAAUGUGCUUUAAAAUAACAUCUCUCGUGCGAAAAGGGCGAAAGUGUGUAAGGGGAGACGAGAAUCCGCUCCCAAUUUCCACCUACUACCUCCAGCCCCCUUACAAUAUUUUCCCCCGCACGAGGCUCGAGACAUCCGCUCCUGACAUGGCCGGUAAGAGCCGGGUUCCCACAAAACCUUUGCUAGGUGGGAACCCCCGUUUUCUGAAAAUCGGGUUGGAACCCUUGAAAAAAAAUGAAAAAAAAGAAAACAAGAAAAAGAAAAAAGGGGUUCCAACCAUCUUUAAAAAGAAAAUAAGAGCACCUUGAAAAAUGUGAGUCCAUGAUCUUUUGUUUUUUAGAGUCCCUUUGUCCACGACUCAUUUGUCCUCUGAUCACUAUUUGCCAUGAUGCCGACUCGAGACUAGCUUUCUCGCCAAAGAAGUUAGGAGAUGACUUGUUUGUCGGUUGACCUCGUAAGCUGCUAAAUGAUCUAGGAAAUCCUCUACCGACGAUUGAGGGUGCAUGUUACUAUAGAGGUCUGGAGAGCUGCAUUGGUUUGAGUUAGGUUUGCUUGGGGACAAGCAAACGGUUAAGUGUAUGUGUGUGUGUGUGUGUGGGGUGGGGGGGGGGUUGAUGACUCGAUAUUUUCACAUGUGGGAGCGAGUGGCCCACUUGAGGCAAAGUUGGACAAGUUGCUUGAGGUUAUGCUUGAAGAUAAGAGACAAGGAAAAAGGGCGUUGAUGUCGUGCGAGUGGUGCUCAAGCACUAGUCAUGAAAUGGCGGAGUGUCAAACAAUGAAGGAUGCAACCAUCC